AUGAGGGACGGCGACGCCCAGACCAAGCUGGAGGCCACGCGGGCCUUCUACCACGCGGUGGUGCUGGCGCAGACCAACUUCCGCAAGCCCAACGAGCGGGACUUUAUCAUGGAGGUCGUGAUCGAUGCCUGUAAGUUCAAGGCCGCGGAGCCCGUGCAGAUCGCGGCCUUCGAGUGCCUGGUGCAGAUAGCGACGGAGUAUUACGACUUCCUGCUGCCGUACAUGAACAGCCUCGGGCCGCUCACGUGGGAGACCAUCAAGACCGCGCCGGAGAAGGUUUCCAUACCUGCCAUGGAGUUCUGGUCCACCGUGUGCGACGAGGAGCUGGACCUGCUCGACCUCCAAGCAUCGGGGCGUCCGCUGCAGAGGCCCUUGCUGAAGGUGAUCGACCAGGCGGUGGCGUCCCUCGUCCCGAUCCUGACCGAGACGCUGUGUCGGCAGGGAAGCGAGGAG
This is a messenger RNA of Prorocentrum cordatum, 453 nucleotides long. The record is from the annotation of a GenBank genome assembly. Lineage: Eukaryota; Dinophyceae; Prorocentrales; Prorocentraceae.